Molecule: messenger RNA, 2176 nt
Organism: Cebus imitator (Panamanian white-faced capuchin)
Lineage: Eukaryota; Metazoa; Chordata; Mammalia; Primates; Cebidae
Gene: SRA1
Product: steroid receptor RNA activator 1
Exons: 5
Coding region: 1082-1789 (235 amino acids)
Biological process (GO): regulation of transcription by RNA polymerase II
Cellular component (GO): nucleus
Source: RefSeq, a predicted model, not a curated record
AAACUUACCUGGGAAGGCUGGGGAAGGAGGCUCUGGGUCCAUGCCUAACACUGUACCCCGUUAUUCCCCAAGGCCUAUAGCCUGUCACCCCUUGGAGCCUUCUCUGCCUGUCCCUCUGAUCCUUGUCCACCGUCUAUUUAUUGCCCGAUUUAUUGUUUAUAUGGAUCACUGGGAGGCAUUGCCCCACAACCUAGGACCCUGGCUCCCCUUUCCUUGGGUCCUUGUGUUCCUUGCCCGUCCAACCCUGGACAAUUGGCUCUACCUCAGUAACACUUUAUAGCAAAAUCAGUGCAAAUAAAAAUCCCUCAGUGACCUCACUGGGUAUGAGUAUAUUGGGCCUGGGACAGGGCUGGGGGCUAACAGCCUGUGUGAGAUCAGUGUCUUUGUGUCUGUGCUUGAUAUUGGUGGCUCUCUGUAGUCACAUGACAGUAUGGGUGUGAUGGAGAUCUGACUUCAUUCAUUCAACAAACAUAUUUUUUUAAGCACUUCUCUGUGCCAGGCACUAAGCUAGGCACUGGGGAUGUAAUAAAAUAGAGUCCCACCUUCUGAGACUGUCAGGGAGAUGAACAAGAAUCAAGACAGAUGUGAUGUAAUUCAACUAGGAAAUUUCAGAGGGUUGUAGGGUUGUGGGAGCUCAAGUGAGACACUUAACCUGGCCUAAGACAUUCCAGAAGGCCUCCUGAAGAACUGACAUCUGAGCUAAGUACUGAAGGAAGCUGAGUACUAGUUAGUGAGGCUACAAGACGUGAAUAUGUAGAUUGUGAAGGGCAAUGCACAGAGGAGGCUGUAGAAGUCAACCUUGCUAGAUCACAGUGGGGCGUAUGUGGGAGCGUCUGGUUGUUUGAACUUGCUCCAGAGAGGAUGAAGGCUUCUAGAGCGCUGGCUCCUGGACAACAACCUCUGGUGCCUUGUGACCAGGGCCCCAAUACAUUAGAUAGAGCCUUCGAGUCUUGGGGAGUUUGGCGCAGGGUCCCCACGGCGGCUCCCGCCGGUUGUGAACGACCAUCCACUCUCAAGAGCUCCAAGCAAUCGCGUGGCCAGGACACGGCUCACCCGGCCCUUGUGAGCGGUCGCCCCGGAAAUGACGCGCUGCCCUGCUGGCCAAGCGGAAGUGGAGAUGGCGGAGCUGUACGUGAAGCCGGGCAACAAGGAGCGCGGUUGGAACGACCCGCCGCAAUUCUCAUACGGGCUGCAGACCCAGGCCGGCGGACCCCGGCGCACGCUACUCACCAAGAGGGUCGCUGCACCCCAGGAUGGAUCCCCCAGAGUCCCCGCCUCAGAGACUUCUCCUGGGCCUCCCCCAAUGGGGCCUCCACCUCCUUCAAGUAAUCCCACGUCUCCACUUGUGGGGAGUGGUCCUGCCUCUGGUGUGGAGCCCACAAGUUUCCCAGUUGAGUCUGAGGCUCUGAUGGAAGAUGUGCUGAGACCUUUGGAACAGGCAUUGGAAGAUUGCCGUGGCCACACAAAGAAACAGGUAUGUGAUGACAUCAGCCGACGCCUGGCACUGCUGCAGGAACGGUGGGCUGGAGGAAAGUUGUCAAUACCUGUAAAGAAGAGAAUGGCUCUACUGGUGCAAGAGCUUUCAACCCACCAGUGGGAUGCAGCAGAUGACAUCCACCGCUCACUCAUGGUUGACCAUGUGACUGAGGUCAGUCAGUGGAUGGUAGGAGUUAAAAGAUUAAUUGCGGAAAAGAGGAGUCUGUUUUCAGAGGAGGCAGCCAAUGAAGAGAAAUCUGCAGCCACAGCUGAGGAGAACCAGACCAUACCAGGCUUCCAGCAGGCGCCAUAACCAUCAGUUCCCCGGACUCACCUGAUACCAUCUCCUACGCCUUGGAGGCCUUCUCUUACUUGGCUCCCUCUUACCAACGAGACUGUCCCACUGGGCCUGACCCACCUAUGAGGGAAAAGGUCCCACCUGGGCCAGAGGGAGUUCAUGUGUUACUCAUAACAUGCAUUUCAAUAAAAACAUCUCAGUGGUGGGUCUUGGAUAGAUGAACACUUCCUAGGCCAAGCUAGUCCCCUCUGGUGUCCUCGACUGCGCUGCUCCCUGUGCAUCUGCAAAUUACUGUUUUCCCUUCUCCAUUCAUCAGGAAGGGAUCUGCUGGGUACAACCAGACUACUGCCUACCACUUUUUCCCAAGUUAGACUAAAAGCACAUCCUGUGCUGGGCAGAACA